AUGAGUCAACCAAAAAUUACUUUGCAAGAAGCGAUGAGUACUCUCACAAGCAUGUUCCCAUCAUUCGACGAAGGAACCAUCAAGAGUGUACUGUAUCAAACGAAUGGGCAUAUGGAACGAACAAUAGAGUUGUUGUUGGGAAUGGUGCCAGAAGGUGGAGAUGAAAUUCCACGGGGAGCCAACACUACUACACAUCAACAGCAAUCAUCACUGGCAAAUCAACAGCAACAACCAUCGAAUAAUACAUCAUCAUCAUCAUCUACAAUUCAACAUACAUUGGAUGAUAAUUUUCUCAGAUAUUCAAAUUUAAAUGUUGAUAUGAAUAGCGGCAGUAAUACUGGUAAUUAUUAUUAUGAUGAGCAAUCGGACGCUCCACUUUAUACUGAAGACGAAAUCUAUGCAUACCGAUUACAAAAAUCAUUGUACGAACAAGGUUUAAGCUCUGUUCCACCACAAAUGCCAGGAAUGGACGAGCCUGUAUUAGAUCCUACUCCAAGCAGAAGUCAAAAUCCAAAUAUCAGAAGAGAUGUCGAUAGCGGAUUUUCUUCAAGAGGAAUUGGCUCAAAUUCUAGCGCAAGCUCUCAAACAAGCUUCACUUUUGAUCAACUCAGUGAUUUUGCAAAGAAAAAAUUCGCUGACUUCAAGAAGAGAUUUACUACCAAUACUGCAAACAGAAACACAAACACACAAAAUCCAGAGCAAGACAAGGAAGAGGAGAGAAUGAGAACUGGAUUGCUCGGUCAACACGACGACGAUGACGAAAAUGAUCGAUUGUAA
This is a messenger RNA of Naegleria lovaniensis, 777 nucleotides long. RefSeq lists its product as uncharacterized. The transcript has a single exon. The coding region runs from base 1 to 777 and encodes 258 amino acids. The record is from RefSeq and is a predicted model, not a curated record. Gene Ontology annotation, molecular function: ubiquitin binding. NCBI's taxonomy places the organism in Eukaryota, Heterolobosea, Eutetramitea, Acrasida, Naegleriidae.